Molecule: messenger RNA, 7780 nt
Organism: Pristis pectinata (smalltooth sawfish)
Lineage: Eukaryota; Metazoa; Chordata; Chondrichthyes; Rhinopristiformes; Pristidae
Gene: onecut1
Product: one cut homeobox 1
Exons: 2
Coding region: 293-1693 (466 amino acids)
Biological process (GO): regulation of transcription by RNA polymerase II
Cellular component (GO): nucleus
Molecular function (GO): DNA-binding transcription factor activity, RNA polymerase II-specific; RNA polymerase II cis-regulatory region sequence-specific DNA binding
Source: RefSeq, a predicted model, not a curated record
GCGAGGGACCGGAGCGGGCUGGCACCGCGGCUACGGGCGUUCUAAGCAACAAAUUUACCAACCAAAAAAAAAUUAGAAUUGGUGGGAGGGAGGGACGGGAGGGGAGCCUUACAGCAAAGCAAGAAAGAGAAGAAAGUGGGGGCAAAAGUCUUGGGGUUGGUGAGGGAAACAAUAGACCAAAUCGGGAGUAAUAAAUAAAUGAAUGAAAUGCAAAGUGCAAGUGACCACCUUGAUGUGAAGCUCUCCCAGGGACACGCCAGAUAGAUGUCCGGUGUAAAACCGUGCGCCAACCAUGAAUGCUCAGCUAACGAUGGAGAACCUGGGCGAUUUGCAUGGGGUGCCUCAUGAACCGGUGCAGCCGGGCGACCUGCUGAGUAGCCCCAGCCCGCACAGCCGCUCCAUCGGCCAUCGGAAUCUGCCGGUCCACGCUCGCUCCAUGGUGUCCAGCAUGGCUUCGAUCCUGGACGGUCCCGGAGACUACCACCGGCCGCCGGACCACGCACUGGCCGCCCCGCUGCACCCGACCAUGACCAUGGCUUGCGAGACGGUGCCGGGCAUGAGCAGUACGUACACCACGCUGACCCCUCUGCAGCCGCUGCCUCCCAUCUCCACCGUGUCCGACAAGUUCCCUCACCACCACCACCACCACCACCAGCGGCUGGCCGGCAACGUGAGCGGCAGCUUCACCUUGAUGAGGGACGAGAGAGGUUUGACUUCAAUGAACAAUCUGUACAGCCACUAUCACAAGGAUAUGAGCGGCAUGGCUCAGAGCCUCUCCCCGCUCUCCGGCUCCCCUCUCACCAACGGCCUGGGCACCAUCCACAACUCCCAGCACGGUCUGCCACCUUACGGGCACGCUGGACCCAUGCCCGCUGACAAGAUGCUGACCCCGAACGGCUUCGAGGGCCACCCGGGCAUGUUAGGCCGAGCGGAGCAGCAUCUAAGCCGGGGGCUCAGCCCUCCCUCGGUGGGCAUGGUGCCCAUCAACGGUCUGCACCAUCACCCCCACGUCCACCCGCACGCACAGGGCCACGGGCAGGUCCUGGGCUCGGCCAGGGGCGAGCAGCCGCCCCCUUCCUCCAACGGGUCGCAGGCGGGCGGCGGAGGAGGAGGUGGGGGUGGCGGAGGAGGAGGAGGAGGAGGCGGCGGGUCGAGCCAGCUGGAAGAGAUCAACACCAAGGAGGUAGCGCAGAGGAUCACCACCGAGCUCAAGCGUUACAGCAUCCCGCAAGCUAUCUUCGCGCAACGGGUGCUGUGCCGCUCGCAGGGCACCCUGUCCGACUUGCUGAGGAACCCGAAACCUUGGAGUAAGCUCAAGUCGGGCCGGGAGACCUUCAGGCGCAUGUGGAAGUGGCUGCAGGAACCCGAGUUCCAGCGAAUGUCGGCCCUACGCUUGGCAGCGUGCAAAAGAAAAGAGCAGGAGCAUGGUAAAGAGAGGGGCGCCGCGCCCAAGAAACCUCGGCUGGUGUUCACGGAUGUUCAGCGCAGAACUCUACACGCAAUAUUCAAAGAAAACAAGCGUCCGUCCAAAGAAUUGCAAAUAACCAUUUCCCAGCAGCUGGGCUUGGAGCUGAGCACCGUCAGCAAUUUCUUUAUGAACGCACGUCGGAGGAGUUUGGAUAAGUGGCAGGAUGACGGCACCUCCAACCCAGUCAACUCAUCUUCCUCAUCAAGCACUUGUACCAAAGCAUGAAGGAGAACCCCGGACUAAACCUCGGUGGAAUAGCUUUAAAAUCAAUGACCAGGACCUCCAGGCAGCAGGUUUAAUUAAUGAACUCAAAGACAAUAUAAUAUUUAUAUGCCCAACGAAACCAAAGACUUAAUUGACCUGCAUUAGGACUCCGUUCUACAACACUUUAUUAUGACUUUUGCAAAAAAAAGAAUGAAGCCGCUGGCCGUACACCUUCAUCAUCCAACAUCGUUCAGUGUCUGUGGCCGUAAAGUCGUUGGGAGCAUCGUCAUGAAAAAAAACUUUAUUUCAAACAUUGACCCAUUUCACUUCCUCGGAUAUACCAACCAAGGUGUAUGUUGUAGAGAUACCCGUGUACGUGCCAGUGGCCAGAAAACUUUGCAAGGGGCUGGUCUGUGGGUUGUGCUCAGGCACGACCCUUACAAUUGUGGAGUCGUUCUGUGUACAUUUGGAAUGUGAUUGAAUUCGAGCUCUUUGCUGGUUGAACGCGAAAGCUCCAAUUCUGGGCACAGUUCAACGCUGUGAGAGCUGUUCUGUCACCUCACACUAGUGCAUUCUCUUUGUAUCACAGGCCGAGGAAAUGCAACAGCUAAUGACCAAAAAAACCCAUUCUAUAACACCAACCCCAGUAUUGUAGACGAAAACUCUGUUGGAUAACAAAGAGCGGGAUAAAUGACAGGGAGAUUUCGCCAGAAGCACAAAUAUUAGUUGUACUGGGAGCUUCGUUCAUCUGCGAUAAAAUACACCACUUACUAUUUUCUAUUCGAAUAUAUUUUGCACACCAAAUUAAUGAUAUGGCAUUUUAUUGGCAAACGUUUACUUUAUACGUUACAGAAAGGUGGCAGUUACCGUAGAAUUAGAUGGGAAUCACUCACUUUAUCCCUGUUCCUUGCUAUCCACAUUGCCGCAAAGGCAAGGAAGCGACAAAGGAUGCUUCCAUUUGGGGAUAGCAUUGUCAAAUAUGCUAAUUGAAUGAAUACUCUACUGAACACAGCGAUACAACAAAUAAGUUAUCAAUGCCACAGGCUUUUCCGGACACAUCUGUCAGGUGUACCAGCCUGUACUUACACAAGUAACAGCAAUAUCAAAUUCGCCUAGGUUUAACACAAGAAUUCCAUAUUUAAGAGUGCCGCAGACCACUGCGACUCGCCCUAUAUGCUUCAGGGUAAAGUUAUUAAACUCGCUUAAUACCAUGCAAUAUAUAUUCUAAAACCCUGUGGCCUACAAAAUGAAUAUUGUAACACAAUUCUUAAAAAAUAGUUACCCCACCUUAUAUGUUAGAAAAAUAAUAAUUUAUAUGUUUUGUUUAAUCUAUUGGUUAAUCAACUCUAAAACGAACAACUUUUUAAAAAAUACAAACUCCCCUUUAAAUAUACAUUAUGGAGUAUGCGAAAUUAUGUAAAUUAUUGGUCAACAUAACAAGUUUCAAAGCAAGUUUAGAUUCUUGUCCCUUAUGGAAGUAAAUCUGCACACAAUGGGAAGUCAGUACUGUAGAAGCAUUGUUUUUCCCAAGUUACAAUGACCAAAUGCUGACAGUAAAGCCAUCUGGUUGGAUGCACCAAUGAAAAGGGAGGCACUUUACUGCUCGGUGCUGUUAACACCAAAAGUUGUUAUAUGAUUCAGGUUAGUUUUCCAUAGUGAAACACAACAGAGGUGGAACUCUGUAGAACACAAAUCUGGGCUACUGAACAGUAUGUUUCAGGUUUCAGUCAAGAUAUGACUUAUUCUUGACAGGAUGCAACAUUUCAGUCACCCAGUUGCAGUUACAUAUUACCCUUUGUGCUUUAAAAAAUUCUGCUAAAGAACCAAAGAAAACUCUUUAUUCAGGAACAUUGCACUUGUCGGCGAGCUACAAUGCAAAACUAGUCCAUUUUGUUUUUACACCGAUCAGUUGUAUUAGUAUCCGUCUUCGGGAUACCUUAUCACAUAUCAAUGCCAUCAGAUGAAGGGGGUCAAGGUAUCAACAAGAUACUUGAGGAGCAAUCUCAUGGGGUCACUGACACGACACACGACACACAUAGUAACAUGUCUUAUGAUUGAACACCUGUCCAUAGGGCGGGAAGUAGGUAUGCUCGAAAAAAAAGUCAGUCGAAGAUCUAGAAGAGGAACGGCAUCUUGAAGUUUAAAUGGACUUAACAAACCUACUACUCGCGAUGGUGCUUUAUUCUGCCACGACCCUUUCAUGACAUUUCUGAUAAAAGUAAAUGACACGAGUCUUGCAUAAAUAAUUGUCGAGGAUUGAAUGAAUCUAUUCAAUGUAACAACGAUCGUUUCAAGUCAAACUCCAUCAAAAUAACUUCUUUACCUCAAGUCCAACUAAUAUGCAAGCGAAACCCACUAUUUUGUACUCAUUUUAAGGUUUAUUUUGCUUGACAGUUUUAAAACAACGUUUUACCGAGUCACUGUCGAAUACGGAUCACACGAUAUACAGAUAUAAUUAAAAAGUGAUAUAAUGUGGCCACAGCCAGAACGAGGUGUGGAGGGGUGGGUGUGUUGCAUUAUAUAAGGAAUUCGCCUUUCUCUCGUUCCCUGAAAGUAAAAUGCCACGAAGUAUUUCCGCUGAGCGAGGAUUUCUCUUCGUACCAAACACCUACCCAUUUGAAACUGCUAGAUAAAUUCCUGGGGAAUUUCUUCUGAAAAGAUAUCUGUUUAUUUGUGGGAAUAAUUGAGUUUAAAAAUGGACAUCACAAUUGUGAAUAUAUUUAGGGUUUCAAAUGUAGUCUGACUUGGAGUCAUUUCUCUGACUGCUUGUUGUGCACCAGUCACUCAUCCUUGAAGUCACGGUGAUAUGAAAUAUAUAUUUCUGUCAGAUAUUGUUUUCGUAAUUUUACACGCCUUGAGUGACUUUUUAACCAAUGUUAAAUUCCCGCUAUAAACUUGAAUUUUAUAAACGUCCUUCCCAUACACGCCUCCCUUUCACUCCCACUAUGACCAAAGGAAACUGUCUAGCUUUAUUUUUGUUAAAGGAGGCUCCUCGCACAAAGAGAAUGAACUAGUGAUUUUUCAAAGGUGACAUUUAGCCAGGUGCGUUCAUACGCAGGAGGCCAUUGUGAUGGAUAAUAAUCCGGAUUUUAACAAUAUUCUGGCCUUGUGUUUCUUGUGGUGUGGUUAGCUUUACGAUACAUUUGGUAAUCAUUUACUAUUAUUAAGACAAAGAAGCAAAGGUAAAAUAGCUGCUUCCACGUGUAAAAAUGUGUAAAGAUCUACUAUUUAUAGUGUGAACCAAAGACGCUACCUCACUCGAUUUCCAUUCGUGAUUUUAAUCACAUUGAUGAUACCAAAGAAUACCAAAGAUUUUUCUUGCACGGCCUUCGUGAGUGGGCUACUCGGCGUUCUUUCCUUAAACCCUCAACUGUCACUCAGUGUGAAGUUUUCUUCAUAAAAGCUAUAGGCAAACAUAUUGCAAAAUUUGUAAAAUCAUAGGACGAGUGCCUUGCUUGAACCAAAGUGUUAAACCGCUGUUGACCUCUUCUCACCUUACUCUUGAAUACCUCAGCCUCUAGAAAGGCCACUACUUAAAAAAAGGAAUAACUUUUCACCGUGGUGCUUUGCAUGCAACCAUGCAAUGAAACUUUCUUUGAUACCAAAGGAUAUUUCCACUUUUUGCUGACUACCAAAGCUCUUUUUUGCGUCCUAGAGUAUUCACACAACGCAGGCCGUGCAUUCCUUAUCAAUUUCUCAAGAUACCUCAUAGUAAUAAAUCUUUAGGGUUAUGUUGUAUAGAGAGUCUAUGUGAUAAGGCAGAACUUAAUAGUUUGAUAAUUGUUAACGUUACUUCAAAGCUUUAUAAUUAUUUAUUUUGUAGAUUUGGCAGAACUCUGAUGGGCUCGAGGAAGAAGUAUUUUGAAGACGAGGGUGGUAGUGCAGGGUUGGUUGCUGUUGGUUCUGAGGGGAAACCUAACUUUUCUGUUAAUUGUACUGGGUUUUUGUGUUAUAUUAAAAAGUCUUUUCACAGGGUAAGCCAUUCUCUGCUAAGAUGCGUGUAAGUAUUUCUUGCAAAAAUGUUCGUGUGCUGUGAUUUGUUUCAAUUCAUUUUGUCUUAUGUGAAGAUUUGUUUUGAUUUUUGUAUUAAUUUAUGUGUCUGUACAUCUUUAAAAUAGUGUACAUAGUAGGUUCCUAAAGCAACCAGAGCUUUCUCAUACAAUCUGUAGGUAAAGAGUUCUGUUCUCGUGUUCCCAGAAAGCUGGUGGAAAAAAAUGCUGUAAAGGUGCAGAGUCGAAUAUCGUCUGAAAUCUCUUUGCAGACACUUCAAAUGUUACAAACACUGCCAGAUCCCAACGAAUUAAAAUGCCAAAAAAAUAAGGUUCAAUUAUCAGUGAAGUUAUCACUUCGUCACUUAGAAGGCUUGUAAGAUUUGUUUAAAGUCUCUUUUUGUGUUUUAAAAAUAUAUACUAAGGAAGGGUCUUCCCUCGAGGAAGACCGCAAUUCCAAAGAAUUUUAAAUUUGUUUAAUGUUUUGAAGCACUGGGAUUUGUGAAGUCUAAGUAUUGUUUUAAUUUGUCAUUCGCACGGGCAUAGAAAGCAGAAGGCGAAGAACUUUACGGGCAACCUAACCUGAUGCUGGAAACCAUUAUCCCACUUUAAGUUCAGUAUUCGGGGACACGAUCGUGACUUAGAUAGUUCAGCCGGACCACAUUUCCCCAAAUCGCCAAGGGUUCCUGAAGCGUAUUUGCCUGCGGGGCAGCAUUGCUGGAACAGUGGCGAUCCCAUCGAAGUUAUGGAUAUAAUAUAGAAAGGUAAUAUCCGACCUUAGAGGUACUGAAGUACAUUUUUGAAACCGUGAUUUAUAUUAUUUAAUAAAGUUGUAUUUGACGCACUUACCAGCAUUUUAACCUGUAUUUAUCUAUCUUUUAAGCCAAUAACUUCUCUCUGAUAGUCCUUGUUUUCCGGAAAUAUGUUUAUUUAACUAAUAAUAAAUAGUGACGUUAGACUCUGGAUUCUGAGAUCAUUUCAAUGAGCUCCAGUGAUUAAUCGGGAACAUUUAACUAAUCUCUUUCAGUUCGCCAAUUAUUUCAAUCAAGAUGGUUGGAUGUUACCUUUAGUCGGCUGAAUUUUCCUAGACAUUAGACUAAUAAUAAACUGAAAAUGUGUGGGGUUGGUGAUGUUUUUAUAUAGAUAAAUUCCAACCGUGCAAUAUACAGCGCAAUUUUAAACUGCACUAAUAAACUAAGCUGUAAGAUAUUGCCAGAUACAUCGUUGGAAUGAAGUAAACCACGGGAUGUAACCAACAUAUGUUAUAACGCGAGUUUAACGAUCAAAUAUACAAAGCAACUGAUGGAGUUGCAUUAGUAAUUUCUCACUGAUAAUAACAUAUUGCGACUAAUAAUUUAACAGUUAUCACCAACAAGUAACAGCAAACGUUGGUGGUGCAUUGCAGACUGGAUUUACACAACCUCUUUCCUCUUUUGUCCAAGAAAUUCAGCCGUGCUUCUUGUCAUCAAUAAUGCACACUUUCAGCUUUAUUGUUCCUUGAUUCGAGAAAAGUUAAUUGGACAGCAUUUUUGCACUUCCGCUUUCAAGUUAGAUUGCCUUGGAGUUAAUACCUAAAAGAGAGCGCCUAAGACAAUCAACAGGUGAAGGGUGCAUAGUUAAUAGUAUCUCUUCCAAGAGCCAGAGGAAGUUCUUCCAUAGCAAUGAAAUCAGAAAAGCUUUAAAAAAAAGGUUUUGAUAUAAGACAAUUUGCUGACAUUUUGCAAAUUAGAAAGCGGUAGUAGUUUAUGCGUUUGCAUCUGCAUUUCCAACUAAGUGAUUCUUGUAUAUGAUUACAGUUUAUUGCUGAUAUUUUGUCAAUCUUUCUCUUAGUCAAGCGCUUCUUAUGUAUUUUUGUGCUAGCUGCGAGUGUAAUGCAAUAGGCAUUAUUCUGGUUUGUUUCUAAGUAUCUUUCCUGUACUGCGUUAAGAAAAUUUAAUUUAGUUUUGAAGCUUUGCUAAUGUUCUCACUAUAUGCCGUGCAAUAUCAUCUGCUGUGUUUGCUAAGCAAAAAAAGCAAGUGAUGAUGUCAUCAUGCUUUUUCAGUGUUAAAAUGUUUCAGCGUUUAUGUAGUCACAAAAUGUAGUAAAUAAAAUGUUGGAUUUUCCAGCACUUUAAAUGUA